AUGUUCGGCCAGAAAAGUCUCGUCGCGGGGCUGCUACUACUGCCCCUCCAGUCUCUAGCGCAGCUACAUACAUCAUCACGAUGGAUUCUAGAUACUAACAACGACCGCGUCAAACUGCGCUGCAUCAACUGGGCUGGACAUAUUGACCUCAGAAUUCCGGAAGGACUGAAUAAGCAGCCUAUUGAUACAAUUACUAGCUGGAUCGCCGAUAAUGGCUUCAAUUGUGUUCGGCUCACUUAUUCGAUUGACAUGGCUCUCGACCCUACACAGAGUGUUUCUGCUUCGUUUACCGCGGCCGGUAAAGCAUGGAAUGUCGAGUCCGAAAUAGCCGAUGCAUAUAAUGCAGCAGUCACGCAGAAUCCUUUCUUAGCCGAUGCAACUACACUAGAUGUGUUUGCUCAUGUAAUUGACAGCCUUGAUAGCAAAGGUGUCAUGACAAUCCUGGACAACCAUGUAUCUAGAGCUAGUUGGUGCUGUAAUCUCACCGAUGGCAAUGGAUGGUGGGAUACCGCAACUGGAUACAUCGCGUCGAAUAGUAGAUACUUCAACACAACUGAGUGGCUUUCGGGUCUCGAUGCAAUGGCAACGUUUGCACUAGAUCAUCCGGGUGUUGUGGGAAUGUCACUUCGAAAUGAGCUUCGCCCAUUCCCUAUACUUCAAGACCUCACACAUACCGAUUGGUACAAUUAUGUUUCUCAGGGGGCACUUGCAGUGCACAAUGCCAAUCCGGACGUUCUUGUCAUUAUUGGUGGGUCGCAGUCUGCUACUGACCUUUCCUUUAUCAAGGCCUCAAACCUUGACUUCUCUCAAUGGGCGGGCAAGCAUGUUUGGGAAUUUCACGCCUAUUCCUUCACAGUUACCUUUCCUGGUAACACCGAUUGCACGGUAGCCGAUGCGGAAUACGGAUUUUUCGAUGGGUUCUUACUUACUCAAAACGAGUCAUAUACGGCCCCUUUGAUACUUUCUGAAUUCGGUGUUGGUCAGACUGGUGGUUCAAACUAUGGACUUUCCGACAAGGACUACAAUUACCUUCAAUGUUUGGUUUCAUAUAUGGAGUCAAACGAUGCGGAAUGGAUAGUAUGGGCCGUUCAAGGGAGCUACUAUAUCCGUGACGGCAAUGUUGACUACGAUGAAACAUGGGGAUUGCUGAAUCAUGACUGGUCUGAUUGGAGAAAUAGUAACUUUUCAGGCUUGCUGGGUCAAAUGUGGAACGUGACACAGGGCCCGUAG
Messenger RNA from Talaromyces amestolkiae, 1230 nucleotides. RefSeq lists its product as uncharacterized. NCBI's taxonomy places the organism in Eukaryota, Fungi, Ascomycota, Eurotiomycetes, Eurotiales, Trichocomaceae. The coding region runs from base 1 to 1230 and encodes 409 amino acids. The record is from RefSeq and is a predicted model, not a curated record. Gene Ontology annotation, molecular function: hydrolase activity, hydrolyzing O-glycosyl compounds. The transcript has a single exon.